This is a messenger RNA of Megachile rotundata (alfalfa leafcutting bee), 4655 nucleotides long. RefSeq lists its product as uncharacterized. Gene Ontology annotation, molecular function: protein binding. Lineage: Eukaryota; Metazoa; Arthropoda; Insecta; Hymenoptera; Megachilidae. The record is from RefSeq and is a predicted model, not a curated record.
AAUAAUGUUACUAUUUAUGCAAUUAAGUUCGUUAGUUUACAUUUAGUUUGUUUUCUGAGCUAUCUAACCUAUAAAUCGUAUAUGUACAAAAACAUUUUGUGUAAAUGGACUUCAUGAUUAUCGUGUAAAUUUUAUUUCCACGUGGAGACGUUCCAUUGAUUAAUUGUACAAAAAAUUAGAAGAUAAUAUAAAAUAUAGAUAGUUUAGUGUUACAAAAAAAUGACCAGCAGAGGUCUGGACUACCUACCAUUCUGUAUCUUUUCUUGAUAGCAUUGACUAAAGAUGUAGCUGUAGUCAAUGUUGAUAGAGUCAAUUGUUUUUGCUUUGUUUCCUUUUGAAACAAAGUUUCCUUUUGUGAAGUAGAAUACGUAUAAUAAUAAGAACAGAUAAAAUUAAGAAAAGAACAAAGAUGUCUUCCUUUGAGUUAAAUUAUUGGCCAAUUUUUAAUGUAGUCGAUACUGAGUUCAUUUCGAAAAUCCGAAUGGCUAUUGUAUAUGGUAACUUAGGCCAUAAAGCCUUAAUGGUGACAAACGAUGAAAUGGUAUAUGCUAUAGGAACUAAUGUAAAUUAUGAAGCUGAUGAUAUUAGUAAUAUGUUGGGUCCAACGAAAAUCGAAGUAUUAUGUGGAAAGAAUAUAAAAACUUUAGCAGUUGGCAGAGAUCAUCUUUUAGCUCUUACAAAACAAGGAAAGGUUUAUUCAUGGGGAUGUAAUGAUCAUGGCCAAUUAGGUAAUGGAUGUUAUUUAUCUAGUACAGAACCAGCUCUUGUAAAAAUUAUUAAAAAUAAUGAACAUAUUGUAUAUAUUGCUUGUGGAAGUGAUUAUUCUAUCGCAUUGACAAAAAUAGGAGAGGUAUAUUCAUGGGGAAACAUUGGUUAUUCAGAAAAUGUGCCUAGACAAGUACAGAUUGAUGGCUUUGAUUCAAAAGUUACCUCUGUCGCUUGUGCUAAAAGAUUUAUCAUAAUGAUUACAGAAAAUGGUGAAGUUUAUAGUUGGGGUGAUAAUAGUUCUGAUCAAUUAAGAACACGCUAUUAUUCAAACCAAAGCAAACCUUGCAAAGUCACAGCACUUGUUGGCAUUGUAAUAAAGAAGGUAGUUUGUGGUUCUUCACACGUUCUAGCUUUGAGUUCUACAGGAGAUUUAUAUGUAUGGGGUAAAAACGAUUGGGGACAGUUAGGUACUGAUGGGAGAGGAAAUAGUGCUCAGCCAAUGAAGUUGAUAUCAGCCAAAAUGAGAACAGUGUUAGAUAUUGCAGCUUCGUAUUCCAAUGAUAUAAGUAUAGCCAUAACAGGAGAAAAAAAUGUAUUUAUUUGGGGGAACUGUCUAGGACAGUGUAUUAAAAAACCAACGUACAUCCGAUUAAAAUGUGUUAACGAAGCUUUUGCGUAUUAUGCACCAUCUUGUAGUACAUAUGAACCGUUGAUAUUUGAUGAUUAUGAAGUGGUACCGACUUUACUCGAUUGUUUUCGGAACGCAUUCAAUGAUCAAACUACGAGUGAUUUAGUUAUAAAAGUACAAGGAAACCCCAUCUAUGUGCACAAAGCUAUUUUAAAGAUACGUUGUCCAUACCUUAAAGCAAAGUUUGAAGAAUGGGAUAAGAACAAUGAAAGCGUUAUAGAAGUCCAGGAAUUUUCCAACAAUAUAUAUGUAGCUUUUUUACAAUAUCUGUACACUAAUGAAAUAAAUUUAUCAGUGAUGGAUAUAGCAGAACUUUACAAUUUAGCAAAUACUUAUUCAGAUGACAAAUUGAAGGAUCUAUGUAUGUUUACUGUAAAGAAAGACAUUAGUGUUAAAAAUGCAAUAUUUCUGUACAACAAAGCCAUUGAAUAUAAAGCUAAGGAAAUAGAGGAAUACUGUGCUAGUUUUAUAUCGAAUUAUAUAACUUUAAUAAUGCAUACUCAGGAUUUUAUUGAUUUAAAUGAUAGCGCAUUUAAAACUUUGCUAGUUAAAGCUAUUCAAACGGGUGCUUUGAAGAAAUAGUUUAUGAUUUGUGUGAAGUGAAGUUUGACGACCAUACAUCUUUUAUGGUAUCCGAGCAAAUAUUGAUAUAGUGAAGAUAAGAUAUAUCUUGAUAUCAAUAAAAAAAAGAUAGUAUUAUAAAAAGUACGGAGGAUUAUUUGAUGUUAAGCUAACUAUGACACGCGUAAUUUCCAUAGAAAAUAUGUAUUAAAAGUUGAUAUAUUUUUUUUAAUAUUUUUAUAUUUACUGCACUUGUUAUAAUAAACAAUAUUCUAUUACGGUGCAUUUAUUCCUUGAUACAUUGUAAGUACAUAAAUAUAUGUUACAUUAAUUUACACAUACACAUGUAAAAUGUUAGUUUCUUCAUUUGAUUUAACGAUGAUUCUAAUUACCUCCAAGGUACCGUUUCGUCUUCGUGCGUACAUUUCGAUCCGCUCAUCGAUGAUUUGGUCACGAUUAAAAAAUUGGAAAGUUGCGUAUUAAUCGAUGUAGAAUUCUGUGAAUACAGAACCGUAACUGAUUGAAUUAAAAAGCGUUCGUUACAAAGGGGUGGUUAACAGAACGGGACUGCACUAUGGUUCGCAUAUUAUUUUUAUUAUGGUAUUCUCAGUAUAUACAAGCAGUAAAAUUGUUCUUUUAAAUUUCUUCCUUUUGUUCGAAUAAUAUGUAACUACCGAUUAACACUAGAACUACCGAAGAUAAACCUUCGUAUCUACCGUACGUGUCAAAAUGAUCUGUUCUUAUAUAUUAUGUAUAUUUAUGUUAGAUCGAGUGAAAAUUCAAAAUCGAUGCGUAAAGAAAAUAAAUCGUACUUCACUAGAAAAACAUCGACGUAAUAAGGCAGAUCGCAUACUCUUUUGCAGCAAACUAAUAGAGCAAGACACUUUUGUCCAACAAUAAUUUCGUCAUUACAGUCUCAGCUAUUUUUUGCACAGCGUAUAAAUGCAUCCAGUUUUCUAAACAAGCAUCGAAAUUGUAUAAGGAACUUUUCAAAUGCAAUUAUAAUCGAAAUUUUACCUACAUUCUGUGAGAAGUCAAAAUGACUUGUACCGACACGUCUAAGUAUACUACACAGAAUACGAAAGAAAUGUUGCCUAUAUAUUCGAAUAAAAAUGAAGGAAAAUUUCAGAAAACAUGCAAGGAUCGCAACAAGUCACUUUGACUCCCCUUGGUAGUUCUAGUGUUAAUAAUAAUAAUAACAACAACAAUAAUAAUGUUAACAAUGAUGACAAUGAUAUCAAUUAAUCCAUUCAGCCGAAAUAACGUAAUCACGAUUCGUUAAUAAAAUUUGAAAUAAUAUUUAUAUCCGUGUGAAAAAUCUGUGUCGUAUGAUUACAUAGAAAUUCGAGAAACACAAAGAUGGCCGUAAAUCGAGUAAACUAGAAAAAAAAAAAUAGAAAAAGAAGAGAAUGAAACUGCGAAUAAUUGUACGCAAUAAAUAAUUACGCUGUUUCGUAAUUCUAUAUUUAUACGUAUAGGUAAUAUUAGGUAGUUGAUUUGCCGUUUGAUAAGUCGUUACGCGCGUCCGCGAUGCGCGUUGCAUUCGUUCCGUGAUUGGUUGCCUCGAUUCCCGUUGCGAAACUUGAGCCUCGACGAAUCCUCGGACGAGCCUUGCUCGGUCGAAACACGCAGGAAAAAGUUUCGUCGAGCAACGAUCAUCGAUAGGAACGAAACGGAUUCGAGGGUGAAUCGGGAAACGAGGGCAGAAUGCACCGGACGGACGCAAAACCCUCUGGCAGUCGAUCGUGUCUCGAGAAUCGCCAUCCAAUGCGACGGUAAUGACAGACAGCGAACGAGAAAAAUACGACGAUGCGGCUAAAAAAUGUCGUAUCGAAUUCGACCAGCUAUUCGGCUAGGAUUAAUUACUUUUCCAUUUUGUGUAUGCGCGCGCACGCACGCGUAUGUGUAUGUAUAUGCUUUUUCGUAAUUAAUUAGAGCGUAUUUAGGCCUGUGGGCUACUUUUCUUCAGCGACUCGUAAAUCCCCUUCCCACUCCGUUCAGAGCUAUUCGGUCGAGUAAUAACGCGCAGAUAUUUCACAGCUAAACAGUUUACGGAUUAACAAAAAGUUUCCGCUUGAAUACCCGAACGAAUUACUCGACAAACUUCCUCCUCGACGAAGAAAGAAAGAACGAAAGACCGUCGGUCUUUCUCUUUGGAAACUCGACUGGAAUUUGAUUUUUUGCGUCGCAUCGGAAGACGAAAGAGUUUACGCGGUGCACCGGAAACCGAUUUCGUUUCCAACGAGUCGCGAAACAUCGUUGCAGUUACGAUGUCUGUCGUAGGCAUCGCGUCGAAUUGAUCGAAAAACGUUUCUUGCCGUUCGACGCGUUGCGAGCGAUCACUAUACAUUCAUUUAUAUACAGAAUUAGCCACAGUUUGUUAAGCGACGAUUCGAACCAUGAUCGUACACAAGUUCACGUCAACGUUCGAACAUUCGUAAAACGGACAUGAAUUACGCGUCGAAUAUCUUUCGUUGCGAAACUCGAAUGACGGGUAUCGAUCUACGAUCACUGUGUAUCGGUCGGUGGUACAAACGGGAAAGUGAAGAUUCUAAUUGUAAGAAAAAGAGGAACACUCGUUUUUUAAACAGUUUUAUUUGAAUAGCUUAAAAAUCGUUGAAAGCGACAUUCUAUUAGCAUACGUGCUGUUCCAAUAAUGGAAACGAAGCUGUUCGUAUCAAGAGAAUUUUCAACGUCG